GAAAUGGUGUGGAGAGGUCGGUUGAGAGGUGUUUGUCUUGUUUGUUUUAUCUCCUAACUGGACUUCCAUUUUCAUGCUUAUGCAGAAAGAGAGAACCUAAAUAAUAAUAAAAGGUACCUGAAAAUGCCAUCUGUUUCGUCGUUUGGAAGAAGCAGUCCACACUCGGUUUAUAGCCGUACGUUCGAAUUAUCGGAUGAAUACGGAGAACUGCAUUCUCGACGGGACAGCGACUAUGGUCUCGGCGGAGCAAUGUUGCCGAUUUUUUUGAAGGAUUUGAGGAGAAAUAACCAACAGCAAGAGGAUUUAGUUGAAGUGACGCUAGAGCUGGAGAAGGACGCCGUCGUUUUGUGCAGUGUGACUCCAAAUGUACCUCAGUCCAGUCAUACCGAAGGAGACAGUUCCGACGUGCCAUCCGGAGUGCUUGAGAGGAGCCUCUCGGCGACCUCCCGACUUCGGAAAAAAUUUAGUUGGUUAAGAUCAGGAUCGUCACGCUCAACAUCAUCCGAUAUCUUGGACCGUAAGAUUUCGGAGCGUGAUGCGCGGAGAAUCAAAGCUAAAUUUGAACGGACGAGAUCGACUGCACAGAGAGGACUGAAAGGACUACGAUUUAUCAGCCAAACAACAGGAGCGUCCGACGCAGAGGAGCUCUGGAAAACAGUUGAGUCAAGGUUCGAGCCGCUGGCGAAGGACGGCUUGCUCGCGAGAGAAGAUUUCGGUGAAUGCAUCGGAAUGGUGGAGUCAAAGGAGUUUGCAGUGGGAAUAUUUGACGCGUUGACACGACGGCGAGGUCUAAGGGUGUACAAGAUAACGAAAGAGGAGCUUCGCGAAUUCUGGUUGCAGAUUUCGGAUCAGAGCUUUGACGCUCGUCUUCAGAUUUUCUUUGACAUGGCUGAUAGAAAUGACGAUGGAAGAAUCACGAGAGACGAAGUUGAGGAGUUAAUUAUGCUGAGUGCUUCUACCAACAAGUUGUCUAAGCUGAAAGAUCAAGCAGAAGAAUACGCCUCGUUGAUAAUGGAAGAACUGGAUCCCGAAAAUCUUGGUUAUAUCGAGUUGUGGCAGCUGGAAACCCUACUCCUACAAAGAGACACCUACAUGAACUACAGCAGACCUCUCAGUUCAGCAAGUGUAAACUGGAGUCAGAACUUAAGUUCAUUAAGACCCAUGGGCAUGAUCCAUAGAGUGAGCAGUAAAUGCCUGUCUCUAUUUCUAGAGAACUGGCAAAGAGGUUGGAUUUUGUUGUUGUGGGUAAUGGUAAUGGCUGCACUCUUCACUUGGAAAUUCAUCCAAUACAGAAACAGAGCAGCAUUUCAAGUGAUGGGCUAUUGUCUGGCCACGGCCAAAGGUGCUGCAGAAACUCUCAAACUCAACAUGGCUCUGAUUCUUCUACCUGUUUGUCGAAACACCCUCACUUAUCUUCGAUCCACUAUAGCGAGGUCAUCUGUUCCCUUUGACGACAACAUAAAUUUUCACAAGACGAUAGCAGGUGCAAUAGUCAUUGGAGUCCUAAGCCAUGCCGGUAUUCAUUUAGCAUGUGACUUUCCCCGAUUAGUGAACUCAUCUCCAGAAAAAAUUGCCUUCAUAUUUCCUGACUUCCACAACAAAAAGCCCACAUACACAGACCUUGUGACUGGUGUCGAAGGUGUGACUGGGAUUUCUAUGGUCAUUUUAUUGGCCAUAGUGUUCACCCUGGCAGCACAUAAAUUCAGGAAAAAUGGAGUGAGGCUACCCCCGCCUUUCAACAAAUUAACAGGCUUUAAUGCAUUUUGGUAUUCUCAUCACCUUACUUGCUUGGUCUACAUUUUGCUAUAUGUCCAUGGAACCUUCUUAUUCUUGUCCCACAGGUGGUAUCAAAAAACGACAUGGAUGUACAUCUCUGUUCCCUUGUUGCUCUAUACAGCAGAGCGGCAUCUGCGGACGCGAAGAUCAAGCUAUUAUUCAGUAAAAAUACUCAAUGUUUCUUUUCUACCAGGAGAUGUCUUCAGCAUAGUCAUGUCCAAACCAAAUGGAUUCAAGUACAAAAGUGGGCAGUACAUAUUUCUCCAGUGCCCAUCUAUCUCCUCAUUUGAAUGGCACCCAUUUUCUAUUACCUCAGCACCAGGAGAUGACCAUCUCAGUGUUCAUAUCCGGAUAGUGGGAGACUGGACACAAGAGUUGCAGCAAGUUUUCUCAGACGGCAAUGAUUCAGCCUGUGUUAUUAAUCGAGCCAAAUUUGGUCAACUUGGGCACGUGGAUCACCAUGGGCAACCAAAACUGAUUGUUGAUGGCCCAUAUGGUGCUCCGGCACAGGACUACAGAAAUUACGAUGUCUUGCUCCUUGUGGGGCUGGGAAUUGGAGCUACUCCUUUUAUAAGCAUCCUUAGAGAUCUUCUCAACAACACAAAAGAAGACCAAUUGGAUUUAAAUGGGGACACCAGCAGAUCAGAUGACAGUUGGAACAGCUUUGCCUCGUCAACCAUGUCUACAGCUUCAAGUUUGACAAAGAAGAAAUCUCCAAGGACAAGUGCUCAUUUCUAUUGGGUUACCAGGGAACCUGGAUCGUUUGAAUGGUUUAAAGGAGUAAUGGAUCAAAUUUCAGAUAUGGAUCACAAAGGUCAGAUAGAGCUGCACAACUACCUUACAAGUGUUUAUGAAGAAGGGGAUGCAAGGUCAACCUUGAUCACCAUGGUUCAAGCUCUCAGCCAUGCCAAGCAUGGUGUUGACAUCUUAUCUGGCACUAGAGUAAGGACACACUUUGCAAGGCCAAAUUGGAGAGAAGUGUUCACCAAAAUAGCUUCAAAGCAUCCCUGCGCUACAAUAGGGGUUUUCUACUGUGGGAUGCCAGUGUUGGCCAAGGAGUUGAAGAAACUAUCGCAAGAGAUGAGUCGUAAGACAUCCACGCGCUUCGACUUCCACAAGGAGUAUUACUGAGACCAUUUAAAACUCUCAUUUUUUCCUUUAUAAUUUGUGUAAUUAAUCAAAUGAGAAAUGUAUAUUUAUAUUCCUGAAUGUAGGUCAGCCAGUUACACAUAAUUGAUAUGGUAAUGUUGUUCAACACACAACAUUUUUAUUAAACAAUACAGAAGAAGUUGCAGCUU
Messenger RNA from Mangifera indica (mango), 3074 nucleotides. Its product is annotated as respiratory burst oxidase homolog protein E. Gene Ontology annotation, molecular function: peroxidase activity; NAD(P)H oxidase H2O2-forming activity; calcium ion binding. The transcript is spliced from 14 exons. NCBI's taxonomy places the organism in Eukaryota, Viridiplantae, Streptophyta, Magnoliopsida, Sapindales, Anacardiaceae. Gene Ontology annotation, cellular component: plasma membrane. The record is from RefSeq and is a predicted model, not a curated record. The coding region runs from base 124 to 2907 and encodes 927 amino acids.